UUAUGUAUUCCUCCUUUCAAGAAGACGCCAGCCGGAAUUCGGAGCACGUGCUCUCCACUGCAGAUCUGUCUGCUCCCAGCUCUGCCACCGUCACCAGCAUUGAAAACCUGCAGUUCAUUGCUAAGCUCCGACUCGCCAUCGGUAACGUUGCAGCUGUGCUUGGCAGAGAGCUGCCAAGUGCUGCAGACCAGAAUACAUGGACCAGUGCUGAAACUGCAGAGAAACAGUCCCAACUUGUGAAUUCAAUGAAAAAUCUGGUUGAAAAGGCCCAAACACCUUGGCCUCAAAUAUUCCUUAUUAGAAAUCUUUGUAAUUUCUAUGGGCUGAACAUAAUGCAGAAGAUUCUUCGGCAAGAGCCGUGGAUUUUCCCCCCUGGGACUGAGACUUCACAGGACAUAAAAGUCAGCUCCAAUGAACCACUGAUGCUUGUGACGCUAGACAGAGCAAGAGAGCACAUUAAAAACACAGACUCUGAAGAAGCCAAGCAACUAACAGCCAUCACAAAGCACAUGGAGAGGCUCCUACAAGCAUCGCUGCCCUCAGAAGAAUCUGUGGAAAACAAAUUGGAAAAGAUCAUGAGUGACGUGAGCAGCCAGGAGAACUCAGCCUUGCUGGAAGUGGUGCUGCAUACCGCUCUCAUGCUGACCCUGUCCCAGCACCCGCUCACCGAGCUAUUCAAAUCCAUCUGCUUCCAGCCCAGCACUGUCAAGGGGACCUACCUUCCGACCAUGCCGGGCGACCUUCUCUUUGAUGUGACAAAUUGGAAAAAUAAUCUCCGUGAAAAACUGUGGAGAUGCCAAUGCGGGCAGUACUGGCGUGUUGAAGAUUGUGGACUGCCCAUGGAGAUUAUGAAAUGUAUGUGUGACUCCGAGGUCGGUGGGACUCAUCACAAACCCAUGGAGGGAUUUGAGAAAGUAGAUACCAUGAAGGAUAAAACAGAGAGAGGCUACGUGCUGGGGAGUCCGUCCUCACGGAACAAUGAGACAGAGAGGGAUCUGCCUGCAACCUCAGUCUGCAUCGCUAGAGCACUGCUCCAUUCUUCAAUGCUCCUGGGGACUUUUACCGAUAGACAGUCCAUUUUGGAGCUAAUGAAAGUGAAGCCCCAGGACGCAGUAAAGUUCUUUUGCAACCACCUUGAAAAAGACAUCCAGUUCCUAGCGGAGUCACUUAGUGGAAUCAUAGACGAUGCAACGAUGACAGUCCACCUAUUCCUCGGAUACAUCCUCAACAGCACAGCCGACACAAACAUGACUAUUAAAGUUAUGCAUGAAAAAGCAGACAGAGUACAAUGGGAAAGCUGCUUAAAAGCUGUAACUCAGUCAUUCUUCCAGGGGCUGGAGCAGAAACUUGCUUCUGCAAAGCAGCUGAUUGUAGAGGAGGGAGCUCACAGUUCAAAUGUUCUCCUGAAAGUAGCCUACGGCCAGUCCCCACCUUUCAGCCACCUGCCGAGCUGCGGGCCAAUCAACAUGCCCUGCAUGUGGAGAUUUGAACAGAGGAUGACAGUCCAGCGCCUGACCCAUCUGGUGCAACAAGAAAAUGGAGCAAACCAGUUCCCUGUGCUCCUGGAACUGCUGUCCAAGCACCAGCACAUCCGACACGUACAGCACCUGCCUGAAAUUCUCACUCUGCAGCGCUCUCUGAUCCACUGUUUCCAAAACGGCGAUAUUCAUGAUGAAGGGCUUUCUGUGAGAAAGUUCUUGGAACAGGACAACCUCUCAGAUGAUCAGCGUUUUGCUUUUGAAAGAGCCAUGCAGACUAUUCAGAAAGUGUGGAGCAAUAUCAGAUCAGAUCCCAGAAUCUCAGAAAUAAGUAUCCCUAAAGACUUGUGGUGCAAGGAGAUCAACGCUGACACUGCCAUCCUGGACCUCCUGCCAACCACUCCAUCCAUAACUUACAUUGUUACCAGGGUCUUAAUACAGCUCCAGAACGGCUGCAUUGACACAGCUGCUCAACUCACUAAGGAAAAACAAAGGUCUAUUUCAGCGGAAGAGGUGAAACACGCCUCUGUGUUAAGUGUUACCGAGAGCGACUUGAUCACCAUGGCACUGUUGAACUUCCAGUACGUGCUAGAGGAAGAUGGAACCAAAAUCACCUACUAUAACUUUCAGACUCUGCAGAGGCAAGUGAUUCACCGCUUCAUCAGUGGGAAGCCCGUCGUGAAAGCCCAGACAGCUCCGUCCAUUACACCGAACAAUGUGAAGACUCUGUACUCCACGAAAAUUAAUGUUAAAAAACAAUUGUGCCAGGAACCACUGAGCGUGAGUCUGAUGAAACGCAUCAUGGAAGAGGCCAGUUCAGUGAGCGACAUUUCCAGAGCACUCUCCACCCUGAAAGUGGCUGCGGAGUUCCUGGCCGUGACUGGAGGGGACCCAGAGCGGCUCCUGACUGAGUAUGUCAGAAAUGAGCUGAAGAUGGAGGCUAAUGCAAAGCAGUUCAAAGACUUACCAGUUGUCCCACAAACCAAGCUGAAGCAUAUCCUGUCUUUGUGGCAGAUCCUGUCAGCAAAGAGAUCAGCGCUACUUGUACAAAUGAACCAGAAUCCCUUCUUCCUGAUAGACAAGAGAUACCAUGAAGAGCUGGCUGACCAGAAGAGGAAGAAGCUAACAACUGUGCUGUCCACUGUCAAUAUUGAGUUCUUUAUCAUUGAGCUGCAUGAAAUGAUCACAGUAACAUUACAAAACUACAAAAACAGUUGGGGGUGGACCUUUAAAGAAUAUUUAGAAGCAGAGGGAAAAGAGGAAAAUUACAUUGUGAAUCUGAUCAGCGCUGUGAACACGGACCUUCAGCUGAAGAACAUCAUUUCGGUGUGGAAAACCGCCGUGCUCAGCAAAUCAUAUACCCACACCUACAUCAAAGAGUGAAAGGAUCCAUGAAUCAUAGGUGCUGAAUCCGUGGGUGCUCC
Chrysemys picta bellii (western painted turtle) is the source of this 2902-nucleotide messenger RNA. Lineage: Eukaryota; Metazoa; Chordata; Testudines; Emydidae. The record is from RefSeq and is a predicted model, not a curated record.